AUGGGGCACCCACAGCUGUGGCCCCUGUUGCUGCUGCUGCUGUUAAGCAAUGAGGCUUUAACACGAGAUGCAACCAGAUUUAAACCCUUUAGAAAGUAUAUCUAUCAUUAUGAAACGGAAAUCACAAGUGGUGUGACUGGAACAGCAGAUUCCCACAGCGGCUCAAAAAUUAAGUGCAAGGCUGAGCUGGAAGUUCCACAACUCCAUAAUUUUGUCCUGAAGAUAAACCAGUGUACCCUCGAAGAGGUAUAUGGUAUAGAUGUCCAGGGGAAGGCUCUAUUAAAGAAAUCAAAGAACUCAGAUGAAUUUGCUGCUGCCAUGUCCCAAUAUGAGCUGAAAGUCAAGAUUCAGAAUGAGAAGAAUGUAGAGCUAUAUCCUGUGGAUAGUGAAGCUACACAUAUACUCAACAUCAAAAGAGGCAUCAUCUCUGCUCUUCUUGUGCCAACAGAGAGGGAAGACAAUAUUCAAACAUUAUCCAUGGAUACCGUAUAUGGAAAAUGUGACAGCAGCAUUGAAGUAAAAAAUAGAAAAACCACUGCUAAUUUAGCAGAUAUUGAAAUAACAAGAAAUCUGAAAUCUUGUGAGAACUUCAACCCUAUCAGAGAUUAUGUCAGCCCAAUUGCUUUCAUUAAAGGCUUGAAUGCACCUUUAUCCACCCUGAUAAGCAGCAACCAGCAUUGCCACUACACUGUUGAUACAAAGAAAAAGCACAUAUCUGAAGCCAUUUGCACUGAGAAACACUUGUUCCUGCCCUCCUCAUACAAAAAUCAGUAUGGCAUGAUGGCGAAAGUCAUUCAAACUCUGAAAUAUGAAAGCAUCGCCAACAGCAACACCAGGAGCAUGGAUGUUACUGGCCUGAUAAAGAGAGAACUGUCUUUGGAGAAUGUGGAGGCCAAAAUUCUCAGGCAUGGUGAUGCUGUUCUGAAAAGUCUUCAAGAAUUAAAAAAACUGUCAGUGUCUCAGCAGAACCAUAAAAGAGCCAGCUUGUUCUACAGAUUUGUUACUGGUCUGAGAAGCUUGCAUAACAGCACUCUUGGUCCAAUGGUGCCAAAGUUGAUGGAAACUUCCAGCUCCAUCACAAUACAGGCCCUGAUUCAGUGUGGAACCCCAGAAUGCUUUGGAGCUAUCCUUCAAAUAUUGAGGACUAGCAACAUUGACCCUCUGGUGGCAGAUGCAGUUACAUUCAGCUUGGGACUGCUACCUUCUCCAUGCACUAAAACAAUACGGGAGAUUCUAAACAUGGCUGAGUAUCACCCAAGCCGAGCUUCUUUCUACGCCUUGAGCCAUUCGGUGAAUAGAUUCUACUCCCAGAAAAAAAUAAUUACACCAGAAUUAACAGAUGUUGCAAACUUCGUAACAUCUUUGAUCAGCAAUGAAUGUUCAGGAAAUGAAGACCUCACCUACCUGACCCUGAGGGUCAUUGGCAAUAUGGGAAACAUUUUGGAAAAUGUCAAUCCCAAUGUGAAGCAAUCCCUAAAACUAUGUAUUCGAAGUAAUGCUGCAUCUCUUGACAUCCAGAAAGCAGCUAUUCAGGCACUGAGAAAAAUGGAUCUAAAUGAUGAGGAUCGUGGAAUGCUAAUUAGAGUCUUCCAGGAGGCCUCUUCCCCGGCUGAUAAACGUUUAGCAGCUUAUCUCCUGCUGAUGAAAAACCCUUCUACAUCUGAUCUUUCCAAAAUCAUUAAAGUUUCUUUGAGGGACAAGAAUGAACAAGUCAAAAAUUUUGUAGCUUCCCACAUUGCCAAUAUCUUAGAUACUAUUGAUUUUUCCAAUGAACCAUAUUUACCCAUGCUCAGGAUCAAAAUUCAGGAGGCGCUUAAAGGAAACCAGAUGCCGACAGUCAAAGACUUCCGAAGAUUUUCACAAAAUUAUCAAGUUUCCAAGACGAUGACUGUCCCAUGGUCUCAGGAUCCUUUCACAGCAAAAUUGGAAGGAAACCUGCUGUUCGAUCCAAGCAGCUAUAUAGCUAAGGAAGCCAUGUUGAAAACAACACUAGAAUUAUUUGGGCUGAGACCUCUGGAUGUAUUUGAGAUUGGUCUGGAUGGGAAAAACUUAGAGCCUACUGUUGAAGCAAUGUUUGGACCAGAAGGGUUUUUCCCUGAUGCUGCUACCAAAGCUUUGUACUGGAUUGAUGGCAAAGUACCAGAACAAUUUUCCCAAGCCCUUUUUAAUUAUUUUGGAUAUUCCAAGGAUGCAACACAGGAUCAGGAUAUUAUGAAAGGAAUCAUGCUUAAUUUUGAAAAACUGGUUAAAGAAAUCUCCAACAAGCCAACUCCAGAUGUCAAAGCCUACUUCAGACUCUUCCAAGAAGAAUUGGGCUACUUGAAAUUCAGUGAUAUUAAAUUGUUGGGAAAUGUGAUUCUGAAAAGCUUUAAAACUUUGCAGAGUAUACCUCAGAAAAUUGUCCAGACCAUUUCCCAGGGGACUGAAAAUGAUCUCAUGAUUCACUACAUCUUCAUGGACAAUGAAUUUGAGCUGCCCACAAGUGCAGGACUGCAGCUACAAGUAGCUUUGUCUGGAGUAGCCACCCCUGGAGCAAAGGUUGGAAUGAAAAUUUCACAGAGGAAUAUCCAUGCAGAUUUGAUUGUUAAACCAUCAAUGGCAGUUGAGUUUAUAACUCAUUUAGGAGUGAAUAUCCCCGAGUUUGCUAGAAAUGGUGUACAGAUGAACACCAAUAUAUACCAUGAAUCUGGAAUUGAAGCCAAUGUUGCAUUGAAAGCUGGACACCUUAAAUUCACCAUUCCUGCACCAAAGGCCCCAAUCAAGCUUUUCAGCAUCAGCAAUGUCUUGCAUUUGGUCACCCCAACUCGGAAUGAAGUGAUUCCUCCACUGAUGGAGAAUAGAGUAACACAAAACAAUUGCUCUCCUUUCUUUACUGGCCUUAAAUUCUGCACCAUAAUAGAAUAUUCCAAUGCUAGCUCUACAGUUGCAGCACCUUACUAUCCACUGACGGGAGAAACCCGGUAUGAAAUUGAACUACAACCAACAGGAAGAGUAAAGGAAUACAUUGCAAGUGCUAAUUAUGAACUAAACAAAGAGGGGAAAGACUUGGUAGACACUUUAAAAUUCAUUGCUCAAGCCAAAGGUGUAAAAGAAAGCGAAGCCAAAAUCGUCUUUACAUUCAAUCGAGGCAAAAAAAUUUUUAUCAGUGACUUCCAGGCCCCCGGUUUCAACAUCAAUUUUGGCACCAAUCUUAAAAUUACCGAUUCCUCCAAUCAAGAAAAGAAAGCAGUUGCCUUUAUCUUAGACAUACUCAACGAGAAGAGUCCUGAAAUUACCAUCACAGGAAGGCUAAGUUCUGCUUUUGGGAGAGAAUCAUCCUUGGAAGCGGCAAUCUCUAUUCCCCGCCUGCAGACUCAAGCUAAAACAGAUAUAUCCCUCCGUCGGUCAAGUAAUGCAAUGAUAUUCCAGUUUGACUCCUCAGCUACCUCAUAUGGCUCAUCAGUUUCAGAAAGGAUUGUCUUAAGAUAUGAUACAGAAAAAGUGGAACUUCAGUGGAACUCAGGCACUAGUGCUGCUUUGAAGAGAAUAUGUGCCAAUCUGCCUGGAGACCUGGAAGGUUAUUCAAAGGCUCUGCAGAACAAGGCAAAUGGACUUCUGAAUCACAAAGUAGCUAACACUGAUAUGACACUCCGGCACAUCGUUUCACAUUUUAUUGUGGCAACCAAUACCUGGCUGCAAAAGACAUCCAAAGAUAUUCCAUAUGCCCAGAACUUACAGGACAAAUUAAGUAAACUUCAACAACUUGACUUUCAAAUCGUAGAUGUAAUCACCAUUCCCGAAGAGCUUUUCUUUAAAAGUGAUGGCAAGAUUAAAUACGUUUGGAAUAAGGAAAGUACUUUCAUUACUAUCCCCAUGCCAUUCGGUGGACAAUCAUCACAAGUCAUAAGCAUACCCAAGAUUAUAAGAGCACCAGCGAUGGUGGUGGAAUCACUGGGAUUAAAUAUUCCAUCACAGGAGUAUAAAAUUCCGCAAUUCACCAUCCCUAACGAUUACACACUUCGGCUACCUUUGUUGGGCACUUUUGAGAUCACUUCCAACUUGUAUAACAAUUACUACAAUUGGUCCGGCUCCUAUUCUUUAGCUAACACCACAAAAGAUGCCUACGGUCUGAAAACAAGAUACUUUAUGAAAGCUGAUUCUGUUUUGGACUUACUUUCGUAUAAUGUGCAAGGUCAGGCAGAAGCAAGUUAUGACGGAAACGGACUUACCUGUGAUUAUGAAAACUCACUGCGUCACAGCCUCCUCAAUUCCAAUUUUAAAUUCAGCAAGGUCAACAGAUAUGGACUCAAUCCCACCGUCAAAUACAGCAUGACAUUUGAUACUUCCAGCCCCGUCGGAGUUAUGUUUUCCUUGUCUGCCCACCAGGAUUCCACAGAGGAUGACAAUUCACAUGUUGGUGUUACCAAUCUAGAAGGCCAAUUGAAUGUUGCUACAUUAUUUGCCAAAACCACAUAUUUACAAUCUAUCACCUCUAAGAAGAAGAGUCUCGAUUUGGUAUGGGAUUCAACUCUGAAGUUUGAUUCUUCCUUGUUUGGGGCUACUAACCAGAUGAUUCAAAAAAUUACUGAAGAUGCAUGGACAAUCAACUCUAUCACAAACAUACAGAAUUACAUUCUGACUAAUAAGGUUUCCUUAAGAUAUCAAAACAGCCAGCUGAAACUGUCAUCAGAGGCAAUUGGAACCUACACAAACUUUGAAACAAUCAAUAAGUUUGAUUUAACUCUAGACAAGCAGCAGGCUAUCCUUCAUUCUAAAUUAAAGGCCACUUACUUUAAAAAUGUAUAUUACGCCCUGGUAUCAGGCUCUGUUAAUAACCAAGGUGUUGAACUGAUCGGUGACUUGUCAUGGGAAAAUGAAAGAAACAAAGCAGAACAUAAGUCUGCUCUAAGUAUUAAACAGGAUGGAUUGGUGAGCAGUGCAACAACAAAAUUGCAGCUUCUUUUACUGAUCCUUGAGAAUGAGAUGAAUGCACGAAUUGGCACUUCCGGUGCUUCUGUGAAGAUUGAUACCAAUGGACGAGCCGGGACGCAUAAUGCCAGAUUCAGCUUGGAUGGGAAACUAGCUCUCACAGAAAUAGCACUGUUGAGCACAUAUCAAGGAAGCAUUUUGGAAGUGGACAGCAAAAAUAUUUUGAACUUCAGAGUAAAUAAUGGAGAACUCCGAUUUUCAAAUAGUUUGACAGGGUCACACAAAGAAAUGCAGUUUGAACACACUCAUGAGCUGAACAUUGUAGGGUUGUCCUUGACUUAUGUUUCAAAUUUGGAUCACACUAUUAACCCAGACGUAUCCCACAAACAUCAUGUGGACCUGCAACUACAGCCCUCUUCCCUCACAGCCAACUUGAACAAUGAUUUGAAAUACAGCAGUGCCAAUGUAAACAACAAAGCCCGCUUGCAGCUUGAGCUCUUGAAGGUAAAUCUGGAUGGUAAUAUCAAAGGCGCUUAUAGUGGCAAUGAGAUAAAGCAUACCUAUAUCUUUACUUAUGGAGACCUGGCCGCACAUAUGAAGACAGACACAGCUGCAAGUAUUCAGGGUGCAGCCGUUACCCAUAAAGUUAACUUAAAUGUUGCAGGACUCUCUUCUACAAUCAAUGUCAACACAAACUGUGAUUCUAAAUUCUUAACCUUUUCUAAUGAAAUACGAUCUAUGGCUGCCCCAUUUACAGUCACUUUUGAUAUGCAUACUAAUGGAGAUGGACAAUUGGGAGAGCAAUCCGGUCGACUGUACAGCAAAUUCCUGCUAAAAGCAGAACCUCUUGCUAUUGUCUUUUCCCAUGAUUACCAGGGAUCAACCAACCACAACAUCAAUUCUGGGGAAAGAUAUAAUACUGGACUGGAUAGCAAAGUCACUGUUGUUUUAACUCCAUCUGAACAAAGCAGUGCUUGGAAAAUGAAGAGUCAGCUGAAUAACCAUGUACAUACCCAAGACAUUAAUAUGUUUAACAAUGCUGAAAAUAUUGGUCUGGAGUUGACUGGACAAACUUUAGCUGAUCUUUCUGCACUAGACUUUCCUAUGAAGAUACCAUUCACAAAUGAUAGAAGACUUAAUCUAAUUGAUACUCUGGACUUAAGGGAAAAUAUAGCUGAGCCUCAAGAGUUUGGCCUCUCUCUUUCUCUCAAAUAUGAUAAAAAUGCAGACAUGCAUGUCAUCAAUCUACCUUUCUUGGAAAGACUUCCAGCAUAUUAUGAGCAAUUCAGACGUUCCAUCUUAACUGCAAUGAAGUCCAUUCAGAAGAAUCUAAAGAACAUCAAUAUAGAUCAGCUUAUGAGAAAAUACAAAAUAGCAUUAGAUAAGUUUCCCCAGCAAGUGAAUGACUAUGUGAACUCUUUUGAUCUGGAAAGAAAAGUGAAUAAACUGAAAGAGAAUUUGGAUGCUUUCACAAAAGAUUAUAGCAUAACAGUUGAGGACCUUCAAAACACAUUGGAAAAUGCUAAAGCUAAUCUUCUAAAAGCUUUGACUCAGCUACAAGUAUUUCUGACUGAAACUGAAAAGUAUAUGAAGGAGAAUUAUGACUUAAGACCAGCUAUCAUGCAACUUAUCGAGAAAAUUGUUGAAAAAUUAAAAGUUCUAGAUGACCAAUAUGAAAUCAGUGUGACAAUGAUCAACACAAUUCAACAACUCCAGUCUUUUAUUUCUCAGUAUGACCCUAGCGAGAUAGGAAGCAAUGCUGCUGCUUGGGUUCAAAAUGUGGAUACUACAUACAAAAUCAGAGCUCAGAUACAAGAAAAACUUGAUCAGCUGAAGAGUCAGAUUCAGAAUUUUGAUGCCCAACAUAUUGCAGAAACUUUGAAGCAGCAGAUAGAGACAAUUGACACUAAAAUACUUAUAGAAAAGUUAAAAAUACAAUUUCCAUUUGAAAAAAUAAACCAACUCCUUGAACAAAUCAAAAAUAUCCUUCUAAAUUUUAUGGAAGAUUAUGAAAUAUCUGAGAAGAUCAAUGCAUUCAGAGUCCGCAUGCAUGAGCUUAUUGUAAAAUAUAAUAUUGAUGAGCAGGCCAAAGUUCUAAUGGAUAAGGUGAUAGAAUUAUAUAAACAACAGAAAAUCACAGAAACAGUUCUGCGAUUAACUAACACAUUGAAACAAAUUGAUAUAAAACCAUUCUUCAAUCAAAUUUUGAAGUUUAUCGAUGAUGCCAUUAAGAAGCUCCAAACAGUUGAUUAUAAAAAGCUAGUGGAUGGUAUCAAUGACUUCCUUGAUAUCAUGAUAAAGAAGCUGAAAUCCUUUGAUUACAACAAAUUUGUAGAUGAAACAAACAAUAAAAUUCGGCAAGCAACUCAAAAAAUCAAUGAGGAAAUUAAAGCUUUGGAGCUACCACAAAAAAUAGAAGCUGCAAAACAAUACAUCAAAGAGGUCUAUACUGUGGUUUCUCGCUAUAUUGAGAAAUUGAAAGACAGUAGACUUGCUGCAACAGUUAACUGGCUCAAUGAUCUUAUAAGCUCUACAGCAAUCGAUGAAUUAAAAAGUAAGAUCCGUGAUUUUUUGGAAGAUGCACGCAAAAGAAUUUACGAAAUGGACAUUCCAGCAGAAUGCCAAAGAUUCCUUCACAAAGCAAGUCAACUAUACAGGGUCAUAGUCUCCUUUCUAGUUGACAAAUGGGACAUUAUUUCAAAGAAGAUUAGUGUUUCAGCAGAGAAAUACAAUGUAAAAAAUAUGGCUGACCAUCUGAACCAGUUUGUUAAAACUGGUUUUAUUGUUCCUGCAAUCAAACUAGGCGUAAUCAACAUACCAGCUUUUGAAGUCAGUCUCCGAGCCUUACAGGAUGCAACAUUUAAAACUCCAGAUUUUAUUCUUCCACUAACAGACCUUCAUGUGCCUUCUUAUCAGAUAAAUUUCAAGAAAUUAAAUGAAAUCAGAAUCCCAAUUAGAUUUAGUACUCCUGAAUUUACCAUUCUAAAUACUAUUAAAGUUCCCUCCUAUACAAUUGAUUUUAAUGAAAUAAAACUGAAGAUUGUGAGGAUAAUAGAUCAAAUAAUGACAAGUGACUUUCAGCUGCCAGCAACUGAUACAUACUUUCAAGAAAUAAAAAUCAAGGAUCUUUAUUUUUCAGACUUUUCUUUACCUGAAAUUAAUUUACCGCAGUUACAAAUAUCUGAAUUAUUAAUUCCAAAGCUGAACUUGAAUGAAUUUCAAUUUCCAGAUAUAAAGAUUCCAGAAUUCCAGUUACCACGUAUCCCACAUACUGUAACUAUCCCUACAUUUGGAAAGCUGUCUGGUACUUGCAGAAUUACUUCUCCCUUCUUCACCCUGACUACUAAUGCUGGUUUUCAGAAUGUAACAGCUCAUCCCUACAGCCCAGAAUUUGUAGCCUCUCUUUCAGCUAUUGCCGUAUCCAAAAUUGACUACCUUGCUUUCACCCUAACUGCAAAUACUCAUCUUUUGGCACCUGAGUUGAAAAAGUUAAUUCUAAAAGAAAACCUGAAGUUCACCCACUUGUACCUUAAAGCCGAUCAUGGAAGUGAAGUCGUGUUUUUGACAGCAUCUGUUCAAGGAAAUGCUGAAACAACAGCCAGCUUCCGGAGUACACGUAAUGCUAUAGAACUACAUAACAAACUAACAGUCAACCUGAACAAGAUCAUUUCCAUGGACAGCAAGACCCUUUAUACACAUAGGCUCAACAUUCCAAAGGCCCAGUUCACUAGCCAAGCUGAGUUAAGCAAUGAAAUAAAAACUGCAUUGGAAGCUGGACAUAUAUCGGUUACUUCCACUGGUAAAGGGGACUGGAAAUGGACUGCUCAUGAUUAUUCUGAUGAAGGAACCCAUGAAUCAAAAGUCAGUUUUACGAUAGAGAGAUCCAUAGCUGCAUUUAUAGCAGAAAACAGGAUAAAUGCUAAGUACCUAAGAGUCAACCAAAGAAUGGUGUAUGAAUACAACUUGCCAAGUUCUUCAAAGCUUCAGGUUGAGUCUACAAUUGAGUCUCCACAACUUGGACAGAGUGUUUUAAAUGUUCAAGGUACAGGGAACCUUGUACAGCUGAAAAUGGAGCUGUCUGGUACACACAAUGCUAAGGUGAUUGGACGCACCUCUGGGACAAUAAAUAAUGAUGUGUCCUUUUCAGUACAACCAUUUGAAAUUAAAGCAUCAGCUAAUAACAAUAUGAAUUUAAAAGUUAGCUUCCCAUUCAAAAUAGUUGGAAAAAUUGAAUCUCUAAAUAACUACGGCUUGGUGCUCAGUCCUUCCACUCAACAAGUUAGCUGGGUAGCUGAGGGAAGAUUUAACCAAUAUAGAUACACUCAUAACUUGUCUGCUGGUAAUAAUGAAGAUAGUACUGAAGCUAUUAUAUCCAUGAAUGGUGAAGCUAACUUGGAAUUCCUAAAUAUUCCUAUUUCAUUUCCUGAACAAUUUGUUCCCUACCUUGGUAUCAAGACACCUCAAGUGCAAGCAUACUCUCUGUGGGAAGAAACAGGCCUAAAAGGGUUACUGAAAACUCCAAAACAAUCAUUUGAUUUAAACGUAAAACUUCAGUACAAGAAGAACAAAGAUGUACACUCAUUUCCAAUUCCUUUAGACAGAGUGCACAAAACUCUCAAUUCUUAUAUAGUGAACUUCAACAAAUAUUUUGAAAGAAAUAGAGACCAUACUUUAGCAUUUCUGACAGAAUCAUAUAACCAAGCCAAGGUCAAGUUUGAUAAAUACAAAGUGGAUACUUCAGUAAACCAAAGUCCGCAAAUCUUCACAAUUCCAAGCUACACCAUUCCCCUGCUAAAUAUUGAAGUCUCUCCCUUUACCGCAGAGCUCCCAACCUUUGGUUAUGUGCUUCCAAAAGAAAUGAGGACGCCAGACUUCACUGUUCCAUUUGUUCAGUAUUCAAUGCCAUCAUAUACAGUAGUUCUUCCAUCACUGGAGCUACCAGUCCUUCAUAUUCCCCAAGGCCUGAGAACACUGAAGCUUCCCAACUAUCGAGUAAGCCCACUGCCAAACCAGAUCUAUAUUCCAGCCUUUGGAAAUGUUACCUAUGAUUUCUCAUUUAAAUCUAGCGUGAUUACCCUGAAUACAAAUGCUGGCUUUUUUAACCAAUCUGAUAUUAUUGCUCGAUUGAGUUCCUCCUCCACUUCUGUAAUUGAGGCUCUACAAUAUCAGCUGACUGGAACAACAAGCAUCACAAGGAAGAGAGGGCUGAAACUAGCAACUGCAUUAUCCCUGAAAAACAAAUUUGUAGAAGGAAAUCACGACAGCACUAUCAGUUUCACAAAGAAAAACAUAGAAGCUUUAGUAGUAACCACAGCCAAGAUUAUGGCACCAGGCUUGAAAGUAAAUUAUGGGCAAGAGCUUAAAGGAAAUGCCAAAACAAUGCCAAUAAUAUCUUCAAAAAUAAAUUUAAAUUAUGAUGUUGAUACCAAUUAUGUCAAUGCUAAAGGAGCAAUUGUCCAUCAGGCUAACCUAGAAAGUAUUAUAUCUUAUAUAUCAGCUGAUACAUCAACCAGUGGUUUUAUCAAUGGUGAUUUUUACGAAGGAAAACCAUUUUCUGGGAAGUUGGUUCAUGAAGCAAAUACUUACUUAAAUUCUAAAGGUAUUCGAUCAGCUAUGAAGUUUGAAACUAGUUCAAAUUCUGGGGACUUCUGGAAUUUUGACGCAAAAGAAAAUGUUGCCAUUGAAGCAUCUACCAAUCGUCUUUAUGCUUUAUGGGACCAUAGUGGAGAAAACUAUCUAAAUUAUUUCCCAUUACCUAGAACUAGAGGAAAUCAAAUCUGCAGAGUAACUUUGGAACUAGCUUCUGAUAUCAUGUCAGCAGCUCUUCAGAUACAAGUUGCCCAACCAAAUAAUUUCCUUGAGGAGACUUCUGUUAAUCAAGCAUUUUCACUGACUGUUAAUAAUGGAAAUCAAAAAAUUAACUGGAAGAGUGAAAGCCAAAUCCAUAAUUUUUUCCUUGGACAUGACUUGGAGUUAGCAAAUGAUAAUGUAGAAGCUCGAGUUGGCUUGUCGGCAUCUUUGGGAGGGCACAUCAAUUUCCUCAGAGAGUUUACAUUGCCAGUUUAUGAAAGGAGUUUAUGGCACAUCUUAAAAUUAGAUCUGACCACUAGACCUGAAGAGAAGCAAUUCCUAAAUGCAUCAACGAAUAUAGUAUACACAAAAAAUCAGGAUGGGUAUUUUUUCCCUAUAAGUAUCAGUCAACUGGCAGAUAGAUUUAUAAUCAAGUUUCCUGCAAUUAAAGCAGUAGGUAUUCACGUUCAAUUUUUCACCAUUGGUCUACAUGAGUUCAAUGUACUUGAAAGGGUGAAUAAUACAUCAUUUGAUAUCAACCUUCCUCUGCUACCAAAAAUGCAACUUGAUGAAAUAACCAAAUACAAUAAUCUGGGACAAAAUAAAAUUCCAUACUUUGAGCUAACAGUUCCCAAGCAUCCCAAGCUUGUAACAAUACCCCAAUUUACUCUUCCAAAGAGACUUUUUCUUGGCAACAUAAAUAUUGAUCUGGAUGUUGUAGCCAACAAGAUCGCUGAUUUUGAUUUGCCUACAAUUACAAUUCCUCAACAGCAGAUUGAAAUACCAGUUUUUACAUUUACUUUACCUGCUGGAAUUUACUUCCCCAAAUUUGGAGCUUUGUCUAGUUCUUUCAAGAUCGCUUCCCCAUUGUACAGUGCUACCUGGAAAACAGAUCUGAAGAACACAAAGGAAGCUUUUGAACAUUCCAUUGACUUUACUGCAAAUUCACCACUGCAGUUUCUAGAAUAUGAUUUAGAUGGUGUAACCACCUACCAAUAUGAAGGUAACCGUUUCACACUAAAUAGACAGUAUGAUUUAGCUCAUCCUGAGCUAAGUGGAAAAUAUAAAGCCGUCUACAUUACAGAAGGUGACAGAAUUGUUCGGGACAAAGCAUCCCUGGACAUCACUAGUCCAACUUUCACAGAUGUCCAAAUGCGCUACCAGGGAGAUGAUUCAAGAGUUUCUACAAUGAUAUCAUCUUCUUCGGCUGGUACUCUUCGUUUUCUUAUCAGCCUGGAUUCCAGUAUUCUCAACAGCAAGAUCUUCUACCAAACUCAGUCUAACCCUCAGAAUGAAGUGGAGAUCUUAAAAAGUGAAAUAUCCUUCAAAAAUCCAGAAUUGAUUCAAAUCAAAACCAACUGGAAAGAGGAUGCUGUCACAGAGUUACUUGAAGGUUUAAAAGAGAAAGUGCCUAAAAUGGCUGAUGCUUUGUACUACACUGCUAACAAGUACCACCGUGAACAUACAGGCAUGGAAAUCAGCUCUGCUGCCUCAAAACUGAAGGAUACUCUGAGAAGUAAUAUUGACCAAACAUAUGUGAACACAGUAAACAGUAUCAGUGAACUAGAACAACAGCUUCAUGAAGUAACUAACCAGGUCACAGGAAAAUAUGAACAGAUUAAGACAGAAUCCCAAAAACUAUACCAUAAAGCUGCAGAUCAAGCUAGCCAAAUAGAGUAUGACCAGAUCAGAACCCAAUUUUUGGAUGCCAUAAUGGAUUCUAUAGUUGAAUACCAUAAACAGAUAAAACGUCUUAUUGAUUCUGCCAUUGAAUUUUUGAAGGUAACAAGAUUCCAGGUACCAGGCCUUCCUGGGAAGCAUACUGGUGAAGAACUAUAUGUGAUAAUUACUGAAAAAGUAGCAAAAGCUGUAGAUCAGUCCAUUGCAAGAGUGCAGGAAUAUUUUGAUUCUUUGAUUACCUUUGUCAAUGAAGCAGAAAUUAAAAUCCCAGCUUCCUCUGAGAUAAUCAAAGGUAGUGACAUACUUGCAGAAAUCAAAACAUUUUUAACCCAUGUGCAAAAGAAAGUUAGUCAGAUAUUUGUUGGUCUCCGAGAGAUUGACUUUGCACAACAUCUAAGAGACCUAAAGGAAAGAAUUCAGCAAGUCUUCCAAAAGAUAGAAGAGCUUAUCAAAAAUUUGCAAGCUCAAAACUAUGACCAUCUGAAAGAACAAACAAAACAACUGUUUGUAAACUUCUUGAAUGCACUGAAUAGCUUAGCAGGUGAUGUAAAAUAUUUUUCUCCUCGCAUUGAAAACAUUAUCCAGAAUACUUUCUCUGAAAUUUAUAAUAAGUUAGAAGAACUUCUACACAGCAUAAGAGAUUUGAGGAAGGAAUAUUUUGACCCAAAUGUAGUUGGAUGGUCUCUCAAAUAUUAUGAAGUGGAAGAAAAAUUUAUAAAUUGGCUGAAGACUUUUUUUAAUACUAUACUAGAGUGGCACAUCAAAUGGAUAAAUGAAGCUGCUGACCUGAUCACAAACCUGACAGACCAAGCAAAAGAAGCUUUAGAGAACCAAGAAAAACUUGCUGAGUUUUCCAAAACUGCACAUGAAAAGAUCCAGUAUUGGUCUAAAGUGGCAAAACAGAGUGCAGCUGAACAAAACCAACAGGUCAAGGCAAAGCUGCAGGAGACAUACAACCACCUUUUCAACUCUUAUGAAAUGCUCAUCAGUGAGACAAAAAGAUUGAUUGACUUGACAAUUGAGAAGUAUACUACAUUCUUCCAAUAUCUCCAAAAGCUACUUGAUUGGCUUGAGAAAGUGACAGCAGAUGCUCUGAGGCCCUACAUAGCUGUUCGCCAAGGAGAGCUCAGAAUAGAUAUACCAAAACCAUUUAAUUUGUCGGCGAUUUAUCAAGGCCCAUUAAGUGAUGAAGAUCUUCAACAGCAACAAACUAUUCUGGCAAAUCAAUGA
Messenger RNA from Protobothrops mucrosquamatus (brown spotted pit viper), 13608 nucleotides. RefSeq names its product apolipoprotein B (gene APOB). The transcript is spliced from 29 exons. Lineage: Eukaryota; Metazoa; Chordata; Lepidosauria; Squamata; Viperidae. Gene Ontology annotation, biological process: triglyceride mobilization; cholesterol homeostasis; lipoprotein transport. Gene Ontology annotation, cellular component: low-density lipoprotein particle; very-low-density lipoprotein particle; mature chylomicron. Gene Ontology annotation, molecular function: cholesterol transfer activity; low-density lipoprotein particle receptor binding. The record is from RefSeq and is a predicted model, not a curated record. The coding region runs from base 1 to 13608 and encodes 4535 amino acids.